AUGGGAAACAUUAUUUCAAGUAAACUAACCCACCUACAGAAUCUAUUUGAAAAUCGUGAGGGUGAGACAAUAUUUGAGAAAGACCGAGUGGACCAAGCAAAACGUAUUCUUAAACCGUUUGUCCUUCGUCGACUUAAAGUUAAUGUUCUUAAACAAUUACCCAACAAAACGGAACAUAUUAAAAAGUGCCCCAUGGAAAAUGAACAAGAAUUCAAGUAUAUGGAACUCGUUGAAAAUUAUACUCGAGAGUAUCGAUAUAGUGGGAAAAAUAUUUACGAAAAUGGUGGUGACGAACCUGAUGAGAGUUUUGUCAAGUACCGAAAGGGAGCAGCCAUGUUGAUGGAAUUAAGGAAGGCAGCUAAUCAUCCACUUCUACUGAGAAGAUAUUACGAUCUGAGCAAACUUCGAGAAAUGGCCAAGAUCAUCGUAAAAGAACCAGCUCAUCGUGAUGCCAGAGUUGAUUAUGUCUUUGAAGACAUGGAAGUGAUGAAUGAUUUUGAACUUCACAAUUUAUGUUGUAAACAUCAAUCAUUAGAGAGAUUUAGAUUAACCAACGAUUUUAUCCUCAAUUCUGGUAAAUUCAAAGCCCUUGACGAUUUACUGCCUUUCUUUAAGAAACGAAACCAAAGAGUUCUGAUUUUCAGUCAAUUCGUCAUGAUGCUUGAUAUUAUGGCAGAAUAUCUUAAAGACCCAUCGUCAUUUUCAAUGGUAAAAGUGUAA
This is a messenger RNA of Panonychus citri (citrus red mite), 720 nucleotides long. Its product is annotated as SWI/SNF-related matrix-associated actin-dependent regulator of chromatin subfamily A containing DEAD/H box 1-like. The record is from RefSeq and is a predicted model, not a curated record. The transcript has a single exon. Gene Ontology annotation, molecular function: DNA binding; chromatin binding; ATP binding. Gene Ontology annotation, cellular component: nucleus. Lineage: Eukaryota; Metazoa; Arthropoda; Arachnida; Trombidiformes; Tetranychidae. Bases 1 to 720 code for a protein of 239 amino acids.